AUGCCCCUUCGCUUGCCCUCCAUGGUGACCGGAAGGGAUGUGUCCGUGAACGCCCAUCGGGAGGACGAACACGUGCAGGAUAUCCCAUUGCUAUUAUCCGGAUAUCCGUUCCUUCGCAUUAUGGCUAAACUUGUUGCAGGUGCUGGGGAGGCGUGCCACAACAGCAUCGCGACUCCAGAAGGAGAGUACCUCAGCGGCGUAUGUGUGCCUCCGUUCAUCUGCUCACGGAAUUCAGACGGACAUUCCUUAGAAAAUGGCAUCUUCCUUAGUAUCUUAUAAAUCGUUUCAAAGUAAUAAAAUGUCAGUUCGCUAUGGAAUAUUU
Gryllus bimaculatus (two-spotted cricket) is the source of this 322-nucleotide messenger RNA. The record is from the annotation of a GenBank genome assembly. Lineage: Eukaryota; Metazoa; Arthropoda; Insecta; Orthoptera; Gryllidae.